This is a messenger RNA of Nematolebias whitei (Rio pearlfish), 1023 nucleotides long. RefSeq names its product proline rich 13 (gene prr13). Lineage: Eukaryota; Metazoa; Chordata; Actinopteri; Cyprinodontiformes; Rivulidae. The transcript has 4 exons. The record is from RefSeq and is a predicted model, not a curated record. The coding region runs from base 88 to 657 and encodes 189 amino acids.
CAAACGAGAAGGCCUGACAAACUCCACAACAUCAAGGCUAACAGGACUGUGAGAAAUCUGAACAUUUUUUAAUAAAUUAAUAUAACCAUGUGGCCCAAUCAAGGUCCUCAUCCUCCAAUGGACCAUCCAAACCCUGCCUUCCCUCCUAGUUACAACACUAUAUUUCCCUCAGUUCCUCCACCAGGAGUCUACCCCCAGGCUCCAAACCCUGGGUACCCUGCAGGCCAGUUUCCAGCCCCCAUGAACCCAGCCAUUGGGCCAAACGUACAGCCAGGGGUGAUGCCUUAUGGAGUUCCUGGACCUCAGGCUUAUCCUGUGGCUCCGGGUGGAUAUCCAGUGGUUCAUCCAGGUCCAUACCCACACUCUCCCAAAGGGGAUCACCACAUGGAUCACCACAAAGGUCACCACAAAGAUCAUCACAAAGGUCAUAACAAAGGUCAUCAUAAAGGGCUACAUCCCGUGGCUGGUGGUUUAGCUGGUGGUUUAGCUGGUGGUUUAGCUGGUGUUGGACUGGGGCUGGCUGGGCAACAAGCGCAUAAGAAAAUAAAGAAGAUGAAGAAGAAGAAGGGACACAAGUCUCACAAGCACGGACACUUCAAACAUGGCAAGUCCUCCAGCAGCAGCAGCAGCAGCAGCAGCAGCAGUGAUUCAGACUGAGGCCUUCAACUCAACGAUCAGCUUGCACCAAAUGCUACUUUCAAAAAGUGCAAUGCUCUAAUUAACUAAUCACUCAUAAAUGGCUCUUAUCAAGCAGAUUUACAUUAACGUUUAUAAUUUAUUUAUAGAUAACACACAAAAACAGAAUUUCAAUCUCUUUAUUUUUUGGGGGGUGGGUGUUAUAUUGUUUGAAUUAAAUGCUCUACAGUUGGGGUUUUGGUAAUUUUUGCAGAUAUCUUUUUUUUUAAAACAUGCACAUACUUGUGUACAAAUAUACACUAUUGUUUUUAUUUUAGAAAUAUUUAUUUGUAACAAUAAUAUAAAGCACUGAUUUUGUUUUCUGAGUAGAUUUGUCUAACGAGUGGA